AUGCAGGAAUUGCCACUAGCAGUCAUGUUCGCCGAUAGCACGUUGAUGAGCUCUGACUUUGACGAGGAGGCGUACCUGCGCUACGCCCUCCACGCCUCCAACUGCCAGGCGGAGCAGGCGCGUCUCGCGUCCUGCGCCAAGGCUGUGCGGGAGGAGGUUCAUAAGAUACUUUCGGAGAACACAGAGGACAUGCUGCAGCAGGUCACAGCCGCCUGCCGAGCACAGCGAGACGUGGCUGCAGUGCGUCAAGCCACUGCCUCCCUUGUGAACUCCACGAGUAGACUUCGACACACCGUACAGGAGCCGUACCGCAUCAUCAACGCGAACAUCACAAAGUUGCAGAACACGAGUGCCGCCCUAACGACCUUGCGGAGUAUUUUGAGGUUUCUUGACCUUACAACGCGUCUAAAGAGUCAGCUUCCGCAAGACCUUGCCCGCGCUUCUCGCACGCUGCGGGAGGUGGAAGAACUCCUCCAAGCUAGUAACCUCAAAGGGAUCGAGGUUGUGGAUGCCCGCAUGGACGCCGUCGAGCGUGCUGCAGUCACCAUUCGCACAAAGGCUCAGGAAAUGCUGCGGCGUGGGGAUGCUCAGGACGCAUCGGGUGUAGCCAUUUCUUUGCAGUGCCUCUUUACUCUGGGGAGUCUUCCUCGCGUACUUGGCACCCUCAUGACGGAGCAGAAGCGUGAGGUGAUACGCUCGCUAAUGCGGGACCUGGACCUGCAAGCCAUGAUAGACGAGGUUAGUCAUGGAACUGGCACCACCGCCAACGAUGUAAAUUUGCGGACGCGUGAGGUUCUCUUCACCCACAUCAAAUCAGCCCUCGCGAAUGUGUCGCAGCACACCCAGGUGGUUGUCGCAGUCUGGUGCGUCCUGGUGAAAAGGGUGGAUCCCACCACACAAACACCGUACCUUAGUGCCGUGGAAAGCCCAACAUCGGUGUUGGGUGAUUACUGGCAGAUUGUCACGGAGAAGCUCCGGGAGCGUCUACAGGCAGUUCAGAAGCGUCCAAGCUUCCUCGCCGCCCUGGCAGCGGACGUGAUGCACUACCAUAGUCUACUAAACUGUUUUCUCGGCAGCAUGGAUGAGCUCCUGAAAAUAUUGGAUUGCCUGGUAGAAUAUGAUGCGGCUGCAGCGAAGCAAGCGACGGGGUCAUCUUUAUUUGUCCAAAAAGUAACUUCUACCACUGCUACUAAUACUACUGCCGCUGCUUCUGAAGAGUUGAAGCGGGCUUGGCUUUCACAAGUCACGCGGGAGGUAGAUGAGCGCUUUGCCGCGCACAUUCUUGACCGCCACCGUGAACGACUGCAUCACAUACUCUCAAAGCUCCAGACCAUUCUUCCAACUGCGGGCGGCCGAUCCACGGUAAAUGUCGUUGUUGAUCUCCAACGACCCGAAGUCCCUGCGGCAGCUCAUGCCUUGGAUACACGCGCGUACACCAUGUUGGCAACACAAGAUGUGAUGAUGUACCGACAGAAUUCUCACACGCUUUCUGUCGUGUUGAAUUGCAUCCUCCAAUGUCUUACCGCCUUUAUGCAGCCAGUCACUGCGGCGACGGGGAAAUGGCCACUUUCCCCACUUCCCGCUGUGUCUGGUGAUGCGACAGUGUCUCAGCUGCUCCACAUUUGUGUCAGCAACGCAUGCACGCAGCUUUGCACUGAUUUGACAGCGGUAUUGGCCUUGCUACAAGAGGGCAAUGCCUUUACUGCGGGGUUUGUGAAUAAACGAUGGGCUCCCGCUGGCGCAGGACACGAGGAACAGAAGAAGAAGCUUGCAUAUGCCUCAAGUGAUCAGAACGUGGUGAUGGACAAGUAUCAUCAGCUCCGGGAUCUUGCAAAAGAGUUUACUUCCAUGAGUGAACAUGUUGUACAACCUUUCUUUAAAUCUCUGGCGGUGCUGCUUCUAGACUCCGUCCUAAUGUGCGUGGACGGGACACCCGAGCAGGCGGCGGCGGGAAUAGGGCAGCUGCACAGCCAAAUGGGACACUUCAUGUCCCAUUUUUAUUACCUGUUUGAGCCACAAACACCCAUGUUGGAUGAGCAAUCUAGGGGACUUACAAAUAAACUCCUUGCGAGACUCAUCGUUGCGGUCGCUUUGGUCUACCCCUUUACGACAAGCACACAGCAGCACCUGAUUAACUGCCUGCAACAAAUUACGCAUGUGGUACUGUCAUUUGGACCGACAUCUACGCAUGGGACAGUUGGUCGUAGCACCGUGUCCCUUAAGGGACAGCUGCACCAGCUGACAGUGUGGUACAGCUUGCCGGAGGAGGUGCACGAGAGACCAGUGGGGGAAUGGCACAACAUCCUGCAGACGCUUCCCCCCGUAGUGACCCGCCUGUUGCUGUUGCAACGUGUUCUCCACUCCUCCAGUAAAGUCAAGAAGCCAUACACCUUAAUGGGGAUGACGUCAGGCGGGUUUAUGGAGCUUUUGGAGUCUAUCGUGCUGGGACAACUCCACACCAGUGACACUUUGCCGCAUGGCCUCAUCGACGGAGGGGGCGGAUCGCCAGAAAUGAUGAGGUUGGGAGAGGUGCUGGGCGCCGUGGAACGGUGCUUCCACGAGGCCACGGCGGCGUCACGUGAAGACGCCGUUCGAGGGCCGACGAUGCAGUGGAUGGAAAAUCUCUGGGCGCUGCUGAAAGAUUGA
Messenger RNA from Trypanosoma rangeli, 2646 nucleotides. Its product is annotated as putative conserved oligomeric Golgi complex subunit 5-like. Lineage: Eukaryota; Euglenozoa; Kinetoplastea; Trypanosomatida; Trypanosomatidae. Gene Ontology annotation, biological process: intra-Golgi vesicle-mediated transport. Bases 1 to 2646 code for a protein of 881 amino acids. The transcript has a single exon. Gene Ontology annotation, cellular component: COG complex. The record is from RefSeq and is a predicted model, not a curated record.